This is a messenger RNA of Parasteatoda tepidariorum (common house spider), 2161 nucleotides long. RefSeq names its product LHFPL tetraspan subfamily member 6 protein. Lineage: Eukaryota; Metazoa; Arthropoda; Arachnida; Araneae; Theridiidae. Gene Ontology annotation, cellular component: membrane. The record is from RefSeq and is a predicted model, not a curated record.
UUGAUAUCUUAGAUAUAUGGUAGAUCAUCUAUUAACUUCUUUCAUUUCUUAUAAAUAUAUAGUGUUAAACAUUUUAAGCUUUCAAAACUUAUGAAGAUUUACAUUCGCGUAGAAACAAUCACUUAAAUAAGUUUAUCUUUUGGAGACACUAAUUGUUUAUUAAGCUUAACUCACUUAAAAGUUCGCGAGACCUAUUAUCACCUGCACUAAAAAUGUAAUUAGAGAAUUAUAGAGACAAAAAUUUUUACCCGAUUGAAUGAAGGCAAAAUCUAAUCUUCUCUUGAAAACUCAUUAAUGAAAGAUCGUUAGCGAAGGUUUGUUAGAUUCUGCAGAAAUUCUAAUGCCUCAUAAUUGCUCAUUAACGCCUAAACCGACUUAUUUCGUUUUAAUGACAACUCGGCGCGCCACUAAUCCUGUUUCAUUGUGGCCCGCAAUUAUCCAAAAUUAGCAAUCUCAAAGUGAAAUUGUUUUCUUACGAGAUUGAGCUGCUUCGUUAAUAGGGGAUUAAGCGUUGUUCUACGAAACUUUUUCCCCAGUUUCAGAAGAUAAUUGAUUGGGUAUUUGUUUUAGGUUGAAUUUAUUUUUUAAUUAGUUUUAAAUCUUUUUCUAAGAAGCUCGCUUCCGAUUAAUGCAUGCAAACUGUUCUUAUUAAGUAAAACUGCGUAAAAUUUUUAUUAAUCUAACUGUGUAUAUUGUUUAAAAUUUAUAAAAGGAAUCCUUAAAGGAUAAAGAAGAUUAUAACAUAGGAAAAAAAAGAAGAAGAAAUAAAAAAAGAUUAUAAAACAAAAAAAAAAUUAAGACUUUGAAGAGUUUAGCUUAAGUUUUAUUUCUUAUUGAUUUGAACCGAAAACGAACUAACUACCUGAAAUAAAAUUAUUUUAUUUUAUUUUAACUUAGUAGGUAAAGGUAUUUGUAUCAGAUUUAGACUACCAGAAACAUAGAAUCUUUAAAGUCAUUUAUCUACCAAAAACAAAUAAUAAAUAAAAAAAAAUUUAAUAUCAAUGAUAGCUUAAAACUGAUAUUUAGAGGUUAUGUCUGUUGACAAUCAUCAGGACUUGCAAGUUUGUUGUAAAUAUUUUCCCCACUCAUAAUAAGAACAAUUAGUUUCUAAACAUGUAUAGAGAAAUUCUAGAAUAUUUCCAACUAGAACAAACUCAUACUCGUUCUAGUGACUACGUUCUUCUUCGACAACCACUCUGGUAUUCCUUUUCGAAGGAAAUUGUCGAACAUAAGCACUAUGUCAACGCCGAACGUUGGGAGACAUCUUGGACUGUGGUCGUAAUGUGGACACUCUUAUCUCUUCUAGUCACUUUCACUUGCACAACAGGAUUUGUCGAAACAGAGUGGUUCGUACGAGAGAACAGCACUUCCAAUGAACAGACUAUACUGUCCUACGACCGAUCUUCUCUUGUAUACACACUGAGUAUGUUCAAUGUCUGCUACAGAGACAAAAUGCAGGCAAGUUUUCAUUGUCAUCGAUUCGAGAUCACCAGAUUUCCAUCGACAGCAUGGCAGGGAACGUGUCUGUUGUACGGCAUGGGCUGUGUGCUGCAAGGCUUUGGAACUAUUUUGCUGAUUAUUUGUCUUGUGAAUAAAAGUGGUGCGAUUAGAAGAGCUGGUGCACUCUUGUCUUCAUAUGCACAUGUUGCGGCUGGACUUCUCCAAACACUUGGACUUCUGCUAUAUCCUCUAAUACUGGAUACAUAUGUUGGAAGACUUCAUUGUGGUAACAAAGCACAUGCAUACGGAUUAGACUUUUGCCGAAUCGGCUGGGCCUAUGUAGCAUCCGCAGCUGGGACUCUUCUCACUUUCUACUGUCCUUUCUUGGCUUACUUCAGUUUCUACAAAGUGUACAAAAGCUACAACUCCAUACACUCGGAGCCAGAUGAAGCACAUCUCAAUCCAAACUUUAUGUUUUAAUGUGUCUAAAGACUUUCCUCUUUUUGUGGGACCAUUUUGAUGCAAAAUCAUAGAGUAGGUUAAAAUAAUUUUCAUCACAACUCAUUCAAAUCAAUGUGUGUGUCUAAUCCUCUUUACGACAUAUUAUGUAUCUUAAUUCAUGUAUCACCUCACUUAUGUUCUACUCUGUAAUAUUUCACGAAUUUCUCCAAUCGCAUCAUUUAAGUGUAACAGUCAUGGAACGAACAUAUAAUAAACAAGA